Messenger RNA from Macroventuria anomochaeta, 159 nucleotides. RefSeq lists its product as uncharacterized. The transcript has a single exon. NCBI's taxonomy places the organism in Eukaryota, Fungi, Ascomycota, Dothideomycetes, Pleosporales, Didymellaceae. The record is from RefSeq and is a predicted model, not a curated record. The annotation marks the transcript as partial.
CUCAUUGGCGACAAUUUCGAUGCGUUAUUGCAUAUGUGGCCGAAGCAUGGCGCCGAGCGAAAGCAGGUUGAAGAGGUGAUGAAGCAGGGUUUGGCGAGAUAUAGGAGGAAGGCAGUUGCUGGAGUAGGAUUUUGGGCGGCGAAAGUGAGACGUUCCUAA